AUGAGCAUAAGAAGACGCGAUACAUUCAACAGCAAUGAUACUUCGAUCACAUCAACAAGUACUUGUCCGCCUCAGAAACCACCGCGUGGCUAUCCGAGAAAAGGUCCGGUACGAGUUGAGCCGCUCAAAGAUGUAGCAAAUGGCAAUACACAAGGGCAAUCUACCACCUCACCGGCCCCGUCACAAUGCCGAUUUUCAACGACGCAAAAAUACCAGAAUAUGAAGAAUUACUUUCGACGGCAGAUAGAAAAAUUGCAUAGAGAAAAUGGUGAGUUUUCGGGGUCUGAAGCAGUCAACAUACUUGAAGAAUAUCUCCAAGCAAACCGCGAGCAGUUUUCUGCUCAUGUGGUGAAAAGAGAAAACGCAGUAAAGGUACUUGACAUGUGGUUGCGCGAGAAUAUUAUAAGUCCAUUAAACAGCAUACAAAGACCCCCCACCACUUUUUCAAGACAGCAAACGAUCUAUGUACGUAAUGAACCGAGACGAAGAUCACAAGAUGUGGUGGUUUCUCGUUCACCAUCGUCGAUUAGUGUUGGAUGUGAUUCAGUGCAAGCCGUUAACUUUGUACCGAAUCCAGUACAAAAGUUUGUAACAAAUACAGUGCAACAAAAAACACAAAGUCGUCCUUUAGCAGAGGAAGUUCGGUUGCAUGACGCCGCUCUCUUUCGACUUCUUACCAUAGUUGAUGUCCCUAUGCUUGAUGACGUAACAAGUCUUCCCGGGCAUGAGUCGAAAAGUGUCUCAAUUCUAUCCUCAAUACUCUCAAAAAUGGGCUUCAGCGCCGUCUCUGCUGCAGUCCUGCACUUCAAAGAUGAAGAAGAAAUGGAUGAUCUUUUGCACAACACCCCAGCGAUUAAACCGAUAGUGCCGUGGUUCCAAAUGGCUCGCAUCUGCGCACCCACGCUUCAUUUCAAAUCUAGUGGAAGUGCAAAACCUAGCAAGACGGAAGUUCACAACUGGGCUAAACAAUCACUUCAAGCGGUUUCUAGUCGCUGUUCCUCAAUCACGCACCGUGGCUCAUCCCCGCUGAUUCCAACCGAAUUCACCUCCAUCCUGGGGGCUAUCGUUAAUCAAUUACUCGGCAAGAAGGGCAAAAAGACCAAACUGGCUUUGCAAUAUCUCUGCCUCAUGAUCCCCCAACAAGUACGUUCCCAUCUUGUUAAUGUCGUGCACUUCCUCCUUCGCACGAUAGGAACUGACGAAUACAUGUCUAUUAGGAGCCCUUUCUAUCUGGGAAAAAAGGGUGACAAUGAGAACUUUGAAGUCGUUCUGAAUGAACUUCGCCCCUUCAUCUUUCCGCAAAGUAUAGAAAUACCGGAUCAAAACAGCAUUGUCGAGGUUUUGAUGCAGUUGCAAAAAGAAGGAUCACUAGGAAAAGAGACGCCAGAAUUGACAUCUGACCUGCAAAAUAUGAGUUGUAGAGCGAAUGCAGAUAAAGCAACAGUUCCGAUUCGAUACUGUGAAGCUGAAUCGUCUGUGAAAGGAUUUGACGUUGACGCUGACUGAAAAACAGAAGAAAUGUGAGCUUUUCAAGCAGCAUCAUCCAAAGAUGUACAGGAGAUACUUUGCUCAUCUUUCAUGGUAACUUGUGCUUCUAACGAUUUCGUAUGCAUGACCUAUCGCUCAUAUUCUUUUUUUCUUUGAAUAGCAUUAAUUCAGAUAAUUAUGGUCU
Messenger RNA from Cylicocyclus nassatus, 1672 nucleotides. Lineage: Eukaryota; Metazoa; Nematoda; Chromadorea; Rhabditida; Strongylidae. The record is from the annotation of a GenBank genome assembly.